Molecule: messenger RNA, 1203 nt
Organism: Nematolebias whitei (Rio pearlfish)
Lineage: Eukaryota; Metazoa; Chordata; Actinopteri; Cyprinodontiformes; Rivulidae
Gene: nalf1b
Product: transmembrane protein FAM155A
Exons: 3
Coding region: 1-1203 (400 amino acids)
Biological process (GO): calcium ion import across plasma membrane
Cellular component (GO): plasma membrane
Molecular function (GO): stretch-activated, monoatomic cation-selective, calcium channel activity
Source: RefSeq, a predicted model, not a curated record
AUGACCAGGGGUGCUCGGAUGCAGCAUGACGGAGGCUUGAAACCCCGGUUCGCACCCCGAGAGGACGAGAAGCCAUUCACGGAGCCGGAGCGGGCCCAGAGAUGGCGCCUGUCGCUGGCCUCCCUGCUCUUCAUCACCGUCCUCCUCUCCGGUCACCUGUGGUUCUGCGCCGAGGCCAAACUGACGCGAACCCGAGACAAGCGGUCCGAUGAGGGGCUCUCCGUCACGGACAUGAGGGUGGUGGGCGAGGAGCCCCCACACCGACAGCGAACCUCCACAUCAGCUGACCCCCACCGCCUCGCCAGAGAGCAAGAUGUUAUUUUUAUAGGGAAUUCUACCAAACCUCUGUGGCGGAUGGACACCUGUCACCCGGACAGCCUGUUCAGGGACUGCUUCACGUUCACGGACGCGCUGACCGUGUGCCUGGGCCUCUCUGACGGAGGGGACGAGGGGACACCGUCGGCGUACGUGAAUUUAAGCGAUUUGUACCUUUCCUUUUGUAAUUCCUACUCACUUUUGGAUUUGUUUUACGGGUUUACGAGUCCGGACGUGGCGAACUGCACCUUGGAUACGGCCACGGGGGUGGACGUGCUGGGGUGCAGGGAGUGCGUGCAGGCUUAUCAGCGUCUGGAUCAGCAGGCGGAGGACAACUACCGGGAGUUUGAGCUGCUCGUGCAGAAAUACGAGACGGACGCCUACUCUGUCAGGACGUGCAUGGAGGAGUGCAAGAUGGUGUAUAAGCCCUGGCUGUGUUCUCAGUACUUCCAGACCACCCAGAUGCACUGCAGCAAACGAAUCCCCUGUGGCCAGUACUGCCUAGAGGUGCAGCAGAGGUGCCCCUUCGUCCUGCCUGACAAUGAUGAUCUCAUUCACGGAGGCAGCCCCAGUUUUAUAUGCACAGGGUUGCUGGAGGACACUCCGUCAGGUGUGGACCCAAAUGCAGAGUGCUGCGAUGUGCGGUGGGACUCAAAAGUGGACAACCAAUCCAGGGGAACCCUAAAAAGGACUCACCCACCAUGCCAGCAUCGAACCUCGCUGAGCUCCUCGGCAGCCUGCAGACUGUGUAACAGCCGGCUCAAACUUUGCCUGCUGGUCCUUGUACUUUUGCACACUGUUGCCAGCCUCACUGCAUCCCACAAUGCAACGGGACUGGGCCUCCCCACCAUCGCGCCACUGGAGGAUAGCCCUGCCAAUGAGGAGUGA